UGACAUGUUUCAAUAUUUUUUUUUUAGAGAUAGUGAAAGAAAACAACAAAAAAAAGUUUUAAAAGUUUUAAUUAUACAGACGAAAUCAUUGCGCCAGGCCGUUGACUUGCUGUGGGUGAGAAGUGUAUAAAAAGACAUACUCUCACCACUGUUGAUUCAUUCAUUCAGGUCUAAGCUUUGUAGGUCUUCACUUCUGAAGUUCAAACUUAGCACCUGGAAGUCUGGACGUCAAUUUUUACUUUCUAGAUAGACAUCAAUUCGGUUCACAAAAAGAUGAAAGUUUUAUAUGUUGUAUGUUUGGCUGUCCUCCUAACUCAAGCUAAUGGACUCCUAUUCCCUAUAGUUGGCAAUUUGUUGGAUAAAAUUGUGAACGCUGGGGUCCAAACGACCCAAACUGUUAUCCACAACGUCAGGUGUGCUUGGCUGGGAAUACUGAUUCCUUGCAAGGAGAUGCCAGGCCAACAUGGACCCUCAGCUCCCUUACCCACCCGGUGCGACGCCAUCGCUGACAUUCUCAUCGUCGUGGAUGCCUCCUCCAGCAUCGGUCGGACCAAUUACAAUUAAGUCUUGUCUACGAUGGCUAACAUGGCUGGAUCCUUCAAUUUAGGUCCCGACAAAGUCCGCUUUAGCUGCGUGGUGUUUAGCGACAGAGCCAGUCUUUGGUUUAAACUAAAUGACUACAACACCAUAGAAGCUGUUCAGAAGGCUAUUUUGAAAAUACCAUAUUAUGGAGGUGUAACUUACACAGACAAAGCGCUGAGUCUUAUUUCGACUAACAACCUAUUUGGAAGCGCCGCUGGAGGUAGGGCUAACGCACCUAACAUCCUAAUUCUCUUCACUGACGGUCAGUCCACCAACCCAAUUCAAACUCGGACCUCCGCCAAUUAUCUGAAAAACCAAGGCGUCAAAAUGUUCUCAGUAGGUAUUACUAACAAUGUGAACGAAGCAGAACUCAGAGGUGUAUCCAGUGGCCCUGAGUACGUUUUCAGGGCAAACAACUUUGACGACUUGGCGGACAAGUUGGCACUUAUUGUAAAUAGAACUUGUGCAGCCAGCAACGGAGUUGAAGAGCAUGUAGAAGAGACGGAGCCCCCGACCACAGCAAGCACCACCACUACCAAGGCGACUACAACAACUACUACGACGAAGGCCCCACCACCAGAGGUGAUUCCUUGCAGAAAUAUAACAAUAGCCGACAUCAUGUUUGCCAUAGAUGCGUCUACCAGCAUUGGUCAAGAAAACUGGAAGAGACAGACCCAAUUCGCUGCUGACAUAGCCAAUGCAUUUAAUGUGGGCCCUAAAGAAGUUCUUUUUUGGCGCGGAAAUUUUCAACCGCAAUGUGACCAGCAUCUUUAAUUUGAAAACAUUUACCAACAAAGAUGACGUCAUCAAGGCGUUGUUGUCUAUCAUUUAUCCCUACAAUCCUGGGACAUACACACACUUAGCAUUUUUAGAGAUUCGAACCAAGAAUCUGUUCGGCCCAGAAUGGGGUGGCAGAGUGGAUAGCAAAAAGGUGGUGAUUGUAAUGACUGACGGUCAGUCCGCAUACCCAGAUAAAACUGUCACGGAGUCUCAGCUGCUCAGGGACACAGGUGUCUUAAUCAUAAGUGUUGGCAUUGGAGUGACCAAUACAGAUGAGCUGGAAGCCAUGGCCAGCAAGCCAGAGUACGUCUUUACCACUGGUAGCUACGAGAGUCUGGACUACAUCAAGCGAGACCUGGUCCAACUGGCAUGUAAUAACUGAGAGUUUUCUUGUGGAGAAGUCAUGCCAACGUUUGAAAGAACGGCAUAAAGAAGUAAUAACACUUUUAAAAAAACACAUUUUUUAAAUAAAAAUAUUAAUGAAUACAAAACAAAAAUAAAAAUAAUGAAAAAAUUGUGUAA
This is a messenger RNA of Biomphalaria glabrata, 1884 nucleotides long. RefSeq names its product collagen alpha-1(XII) chain-like. The transcript has 13 exons. Bases 577 to 1356 code for a protein of 259 amino acids. NCBI's taxonomy places the organism in Eukaryota, Metazoa, Mollusca, Gastropoda, Planorbidae. The record is from RefSeq and is a predicted model, not a curated record.